CACACACCUCUGGUGGUGACCGGGACUAAUUUGGAUGCCAUACAGGAGCCGAGGAUUCGGAUCAAGUACGGCGGGCGGGAAUCUGUAAAUGUGUGUAAGGUUCUGAACAUCACGACUAUGAGCUGUUUGGCCCCCUCGCUGACAGCCGAGUACAGGCCGGGUUUGGAUUCAGUCAAGCACGCAGACGAGUUUGGCUUCAUCUUCAAUAAUGUGCAAGCUCUUCUAGUGUACAACAACACUAACUUCAUGUACUAUCCCAAUCCUUACUUUGAGCCUCUCAGCACCAAUGGCAUACUGGAACAGAAACCUGGCUCGCCUAUCAUUUUAAAGGGUAAAAAUCUGGUUCCUUCGGCCGCUGGAGGAGUGAAGCUUAAUUACACUGUUCUGAUAGGAGAGACUCCCUGUUCAGUCACAGUAUCUGAAUCUCAACUGCUGUGCGAACCACCAAACCUCACCGGCCAGUACAAAAUCAUGGUGCAGGUCGGUGGUCUGCAUGUGUCCCCUGGCUCAGUAAACAUUCUCUCUGACAGCCUCCUGACUCUUCCUGCCAUUGUCAGCAUCGCUGCCGGCGGCGGCCUCCUUCUCAUCAUCGUCAUCCUUGUGCUUAUUGCCUACAAGCGUAAAUCCCGCGAGAACGACCUCACACUCAAACGACUCCAGAUGCAAAUGGACAACCUGGAGUCCAGGGUCGCGCUGGAGUGCAAAGAAGCUUUUGCAGAACUGCAGACAGACAUUAAUGAGUUGACGAGUGAUCUGGACCGGGCCGGAAUUCCCUAUCUGGAUUACCGCACAUAUGCCAUGAGAGUGUUAUUCCCCGGCAUCGAGGACCAUCCUGUGCUCAGAGAGCUGGAGGUCUCUGGUAAUGGGCAGCUGUGCGUUGAAAAAGCUCUGAAGCUGUUUGCCCAGCUGAUAAACAACAAGGUGUUUUUGUUGACGUUCAUCCGUACGCUGGAAAUGCAGCGCUCCUUCUCCAUGCGUGACCGUGGCAAUGUGGCGUCGCUAAUAAUGACGGCUCUCCAGGGUCGACUGGAAUAUGCCACGGAUGUGCUCAAACACCUGCUGUCCGACCUGAUCGACAAGAACCUGGAGAGCAAGAACCAUCCUAAACUGCUUCUCAGGAGGACAGAGUCUGUUGCUGAGAAGAUGCUAACCAACUGGUUUGCUUUCCUGCUUCAUAAGUUCUUGAAGGAGUGUGCAGGUGAGCCUCUCUUCAUGCUGUACUGUGCUAUAAAACAGCAGAUGGAAAAAGGCCCAAUAGACGCCAUCACUGGAGAAGCCCGAUACUCCCUCAGCGAGGACAAACUCAUCCGACAACAGAUUGACUACAAGACGCUGAUCUUAAACUGCGUCAACCCAGAGAACGAGAACAGCCCGGAGAUCCCAGUCAAGGUUCUGAACUGCGACACCAUCACGCAGGUCAAAGAGAAGAUUCUGGAUGCCGUCUAUAAGAACAUGCCGUAUUCACAGAGACCCAAAGCUGUGGACAUGGACCUGGAGUGGCGUCAGGGACGAAUGGCCCGAGUAGUCCUGCAGGAUGAAGACAUCACCACUAAGAUUGAAAAUGAUUGGAAGAGGCUCAACACACUCAUGCACUAUCAGGUAUCAGAUCGCUGUGUGGUUGCUUUGGUGCCCAAGCAGACAUCCUCCUACAACAUUCCACCCACAACUAGCAUCUCUCGAACUUCUAUCAGUAGAUAUGACUCGUCAUUCCGGUACACUGGCAGUCCGGACAGCCUGCGCUCCCGUGCUCCUAUGAUCACCCCGGAUCUAGAGAGUGGAGUCAAAGUAUGGCACCUGGUGAAGAACCAUGAGCACGGAGACCAGAAGGAGGGUGACCGCGGCAGCAAGAUGGUGUCUGAGAUCUACCUCACUCGCCUGCUGGCCACUAAGGGUACACUGCAGAAAUUCGUGGAUGACCUGUUCGAGACUCUUUUCAGUACGGUGCACAGGGGCAGCGCGCUUCCAUUAGCUAUUAAAUACAUGUUUGACUUCCUGGAUGAACAAGCGGACAAGCACAGCAUUCAUGACACUGACGUCCGCCACACCUGGAAAAGCAACUGCCUUCCUCUGCGUUUCUGGGUGAAUGUGAUCAAGAAUCCCCAGUUUGUUUUUGACAUCCAUAAGAGCAGCAUCACUGAUGCGUGUCUGUCUGUGGUUGCUCAAACCUUCAUGGACUCGUGCUCCACAUCUGAACACAGAUUGGGCAAAGACUCGCCCUCUAAUAAGUUGCUUUAUGCUAAAGAUAUCCCCAACUACAAGAACUGGGUAGAAAGGUACUAUGCCGACAUCAGCAGGCUUCCAGCCAUCUCCGAUCAGGACAUGAACGCGUAUUUGGCUGAACAGGCACGACUGCACUCCAAUGAGUUUAACAUGCUCAGUGCCCUCAACGAGAUUUACUCCUACAUUAGCAAGUACAGCGAAGAGAUCACCGCUGCACUGGAACAGGACGAAACAGCGAAAAAACAACGAUUGGCCUACAAAGUGGAACAACUCAUUGCCGCCAUGUCACUGGAGAGCUGAAAGAAACACAAAGCUGGAACGAAGGACGAAAGACCUUCAAUUAGUCAAACCAUCAUCCAAAGCCUCUUCACACAAAAGAGAGAAACACUGGCUAGAGACUCGACACAAACAAUACUUGUGCUUUUUUUCUACACUUUUGUGAAGAAGUCACCUUUAAGACCAUUGGACAACUAUUUGAUGAAAGCAAGUCACAAGGCUUUGGAGUGGAAACUAUGGAGUUCUGUUUUCAGUUGUCUUUCAUUUUGGACGAGCAGCUUCCUGGAACUUUUUUUGUUUACCUGGAUUGUUGUUUUUUUCUUCCUUUAGUUCUUCUGGUUCAAUGUGCCUUGCAUUGAUUUACGUGAUGAAUGCAAGACAUCGAUACUUCCUCAAAAAUGUGCUUGCUAAAACCAUUUCAUGAGGAUUUGACUGAAGGAAACGGACAUCUACUGCCUCGCCAUUACCGUCCAGUUGAUGGCUUUUACUUCCAAAUUUUAUUUUUAUACAUGAGUGCUUUUUGAGUUUGUUUCAUUGAGUCAACUAGUAUAAUUCCUCAUUGUUGGUGUGGCAAAAGUUUAAGUCUCUUUCUUUCCUCGGAAAGCAGCGGCUGCUACCAACACACGUGUGCAUGUCGACAUGCUAGUACAAACUUAGACUUUCGAUUCCAACUGGCCUGAGAGACCACAAGGCAUCGACAUUGUUUGGGAAAUAAUGACACGCCAACAAAAAGGGGGCCAAAGUUCGACCAGCAUGUCCCUAAUUCUCUUGGAUUGACCAGAAGCCAGUAUCAAACUGGAUGAACUCCGCCCUAUGGUCUCUCUAUGUGCAUAUGUCCUGGUUUCUAAAUGUAAGCGUAUGUGAAUGUACAAACAUUACUCUAUUUUGUCUUCGCAUUUUUGUUGCUUUUCUAAAACAGGAGUCAGUUGAGCUGAUCUCCUCAGCACGACGUCCUAAAGAACUGAAAAUCCCUCUCCAUAAUAGCGCUGCUUAGAUUCAAAUACGCAAGUGGCGACGAGUAGCACUUUCAGCUCAAAUGACAAAUGGAGAAACCCCACCUUCCCUUUCAAACAAAUGGACUCGCUUGAGAUCAUCUUACCAGAGAGUAUUAAUUAUUAUGUAUGGUCCAAUGUGUGUGUAGUCUGCAUGCAUUAUACAGUACCUCAUAUAAAGAAAAAAAUAGUCUCCUUUCCCAUUUACUCCUAUGUUUAAGUGCCAAGAGGUCACGUGAGUUCUGGAGGACUCAGAGCAAUGCCGAUGUAAUAUACCAUGUCACUUCCUUGCUGUACACACCCGUCGGGAUAAAGUGCCAAAAGAUCACUUAUUUACCCACUUGUCGGUUGAUGCUUUAUUAAGGGAACGGACCCUGUAUACUGUUAAAAAAAAUAAAAAAAAUUGAUCUCUGGUUUAGAAGGUUCACUUGCAAAUUCAGGUACGAGAAGACCAUGAGCUUGGAAUGGUAUUGGUAAAUAUAAAGUAUUUGUAAAAUACUUUAGGUGUCUGGGAUCUUGAUUGCUUGAGUGGGUUCUUUCCAAUCUCUUUUAUUCCUCCGCCUGACAUGAAGUAUGUCAACAGAACGCAUGAACAAAAGACAACAUAGUUUUCAUUUAUUAUGCAUGAUGGCAGGUAGAGCUGUUUUUGAAGAUCAUCCAAACCAAAAUAGACAAGGUCAUCUUAGGUUCUUCUUAACUUCUCCUCAGCUCAGUUUAUAUGGUAAAAAUGCAGUAUCGGAUGUGAAGAAACGGACUGAAAAAGCUCAAAUGGCGCUUGUUGUUUUUCCCCCUGUGGCCUUAGAACAUUGAAUCUGUUGUUUCUAGUUCAUUUAAUCAGCGACGUGUCAUUUUUCUUCGUCUUUGUUAGCGGUGUUUGAGACUAAUCAGAUAAAGAGAGCCAAUGUGAUGAUGGAGAAGGGUGGAAGAGGCAUGCCCUCGCCCAGACGGGUGCUGGGUGGUGUCUGCUGGAGUAUUUGAGAAGCAUAAGAAUGAGAUGGAGAGAGAGACAGACCCCUUUAGCUUCAGAUUCCUCCUGCUGCUUUGAAGCUCGCCUUUGAUCUCAACUAGUUUGUGCACAGUGUGAUCAGGAGAUUAAAAAAAAAAAAACAUCAAAAAUAGGUUCCAGUGCAAGAGAUUACAAAUGAAGAGCUGCAUGAAAGACAAUGAAUGAAUCUGUUAAAGGAAUAGAUCACCCAGAAAAUUCUGUCAGCGUUUACUCGUCCUCAUUCAAACCUUGUUCGACUUACUUUCUUUCAUGAAACACAAAAGGAGACAUUUGGAACUAUAUUUUGGACGAUCUUUCACAUACAAUUGCUAUUAAAAGCAAAUGAUACUUUCAUUUGUCACAAAGGAUGGAAAAGAGCAUCAUGAAGUAGUCCAUAUGUGCUAUACAGCUAUACAGAAGUUUAUCUUCUAAAAUCAUUCAAUAGAUGUGGGAAAGUUAUAAACCAAAAUUUGUGAAUAAAUAGUUUAGACUGGUUUAGGGAACUAAUCCAAUAAGUUCUUUCAAAAGAUCUGCAUUUCCCAAAAGCAUUGUAUGCUUAUGUACAUCAUAGACCCAUUGGGCCUCAUUUACCAAACGAACAUACCACAGAAAAUUGGGUGUACGUUCAUUUCAACGCAAAACUUGGAAUUUAUCAGUACGGACGUGAGCGUUGGCUACGAUAAAAUCUCACAUCUGUACGCAAAGUUUUUGAGUUACCCGAACUUGUGCGCAGCAUAGUAAAUAUGAUGGAGAAUUGUAGAAUGACAGCAUUUUUUAUUUUCCUGACCGACAACCGAAGCUCAUUAGUCGAUUGUUAACCAGUAAGAUUAAAAUGUUUUUAGCUUUAUAUGCGUGAAUAGCAGUGUAAACAUGAGGAUUCAAUCGUCGCAUCGAGCACCUGCAGUGCUUCUGUGAAAGGAGAAAACUGAAAUUAAAUCUAUAAAUUUUAUCAAAUGAAAAGUAUAUAAUAGGCUAUAAUAUAAUGAACAGAUUAACAAUUGGAGAAAAAAAAACACUGCAACAAAUAUAGGCUACGCUCAUUUUUGUGACACUUUUAAAGCAUUUUAUUUAUUUUCUUUGUAUCUUUAUAUGAUUUUUAUUUUAUAGUUUAAUAUAUACUUUUAUAUAGCUUAAUUGUUUGCAUUUACAAGGUUAAUGGGUGUUUUUGGAGUAAGAUCAAUGUCUCUUUCUUGAGAUUACUUCCUCUUUUUGGCCGGGUUUUGUUUCUCUGUGUCAUAAACUCUAGAGGAAAGGCUUCUAAACCGGGAUGUUUUUAGGGGUGUGAUAUUCAAAUGAGGAUUGUUUUCUGCUGCCACAUUUAUCAACAUGCAAUCAUUCGUACAAUGAGAUUGGUGGUAUAUGGAUGUUUCAUGAAUCACACGUGAACUCUGUCGUAAGUUAAUUUGUGCACACGGAUCUGCACUCUUUCCGGCGUUGGAAUGAGGCCCAAUGAAACCAACAGAGCUACGAUCAACUUAGGCUUACGAUGCUUUUAGGAAAUGCAGCCCUGAAUCCCAAAAAAUUAUUCAGAGCUAUUACAUGAAAAAAAAAGGAAAAGUUUAAGGAAAAUAAUGUCAGUUUCUCACACAAAAUUAUUGCACUGCUGUGUUAUUUUUAUGAACUUCUUAUGGCACUUUUGUGUCCUUUUCGAAAGUUGAAAGCUUUAUAAUGGAAUUAUGGCUACAAAAAAGAUCUUGUUCAGUAUAUUUGUCCACUAUCAAUAUCAAAGCAUGCUUUAUAAAAUAAAUAAAUAAAUAAAAACCUUUAUUCAUUUUACCUCAUUGGCAGAUAUUUUAUUUUAUUUUAGGCAAAAACUCAAGUUUAAAUAAAUUUCUCAGAAAACAAGACUUCUUAUCUUAAAUAAUUUUGCUUGCCAAGUAAAUUAGGCUACUUAUUGAUUUAAGUAUGUUUAGAUGUUCUCUUCUUGUGUUCACUGGAAGAAAGUAAGUCAUUAAAAUAUGACAAGAUUUUUUGGGGAUGAACUAUUAUAGGAUGACCUAUAGUAAUUCUACUCUUCCUGAACAACCACACAUUCCUCUAACAAACGCUUACUGUAUAGUCAACAUAUGUGAAUUUACAAGCCAUGUUGCAUGUUAGUGAUAUUAGGGUACAUGAAAAGCUUCUUUUGGUUAUCCAGUCUUCCCCGAUUUCCAUUCAUCAGAGCUCAUCCCAGCUCUAUAAGGGCAAGAGACCUUCCGUAACCCCACAGCACUUGAGGAUUUCCUAGGAUGCGGCUCAGUUUUAAUGUGAACCUUGUUUGCUGCCACAUUAGUCAGGGAGAGACUACUCUCUUGCUUCUGAAAAAAAAAUGCAGAGAACAAAAUGUAUUCUGGUCCUAACGUUUUGUUUGAAAUGAUGUGGCACAGGAAAUUGCACUUUGUUGAGAGAGAUUUCAGUAGCUCAACGCUUAUUAAUGUUUAUUAGAAGACAUUUGAUCCCUCGAAAAAAGAAAAAAAAGAGAGAAAAGUUAAUUAUAAUUUUUAUUGCGCUAUUCUGCAGAGCAGAAUAAAAUUUGACAGCACUGGGCAGCUUUCUGAAAUAUCAGCAGUCAUCUGUGGCAGUCACAACUGCUGCAAAUUUUAUAUAUUUGGCACGAAUCGACAGUGUUGGAAUCAAUUUUGUGCACUUUUUAUUGUUUUUAGCUCAUGUUUUGCUCUGUGAUGGAAUAGCAUGCUACAAACAAGUGAAAUGUUCAUAUUCUCUUCAUAUUACUGAUCGUAGGAAACAAAAAACGAGAGCAAGAAAGACUUUUGUAGUUGGUUUAAUCACCUAAGAGGUAAAUAUCCUUCCAUUUUCAAUCACGCAAAAUUAUAAACGAAUCUCUCUUUGUAGACACUGGAGUUCUGUAACAUAGUACAUAGAAAUAAUAAUGACCUUGAUGAUGAUGAUAAUAAUAACACUUAUGGUUGUCUGUUCUUGUUGUUUUUUAAGUGUUGUGAAAAUUGUAAGAGAGUUAAAAUAUUUAAAAAGAAAAAAAGUUGGUCUUGUUUUUUUAAUUGCUUUUGUUUUGUUAUAUUAUAUUACUGUGUACCUAUUGUAAAUAUGAAGCACACCUAUUUUGCAAGCCAAGGAUUCACUUUGUACUGUUGUUAUAUAUAAAUAAAAUUUACUGGUUAAA
Carassius auratus (goldfish) is the source of this 7591-nucleotide messenger RNA. Its product is annotated as plexin-A2. The coding region runs from base 118 to 2520 and encodes 800 amino acids. The transcript is spliced from 16 exons. Gene Ontology annotation, molecular function: semaphorin receptor activity. Gene Ontology annotation, biological process: regulation of cell migration; semaphorin-plexin signaling pathway. The record is from RefSeq and is a predicted model, not a curated record. NCBI's taxonomy places the organism in Eukaryota, Metazoa, Chordata, Actinopteri, Cypriniformes, Cyprinidae. Gene Ontology annotation, cellular component: plasma membrane; semaphorin receptor complex.